Messenger RNA from Aedes aegypti (yellow fever mosquito), 4256 nucleotides. RefSeq lists its product as uncharacterized. The transcript is spliced from 8 exons. The record is from RefSeq and is a predicted model, not a curated record. Bases 298 to 3507 code for a protein of 1069 amino acids. NCBI's taxonomy places the organism in Eukaryota, Metazoa, Arthropoda, Insecta, Diptera, Culicidae.
GAUUGACUCAGAAUGAUGAAUUAACUCUCACUUAAAUACUUCAAUUUGAGUAGAAUCUAGUUCAAUUAGAAAAUUAAAUACAACAAAUUAAGCAAACUAUUAUGUAGAACACCACAAGCGUGUAUUACAAGUUUGAAAGCACUCAAAAAGUGCUCGAAUCGUUGUUUACCGAAGGUGUCCUUUUGUUGACAGUCGCUUUAAAUUGCAAAAGGAUAAAAUAUGUUUUUAUUAGUUUAAAUUGUUGUUUUCGGGUAAAUCAAUACAUUGUAGGUAGUUAAAAGCUUCAGGACAAUUACUAUGACAAGCACUUUAUUCGAAAGUGAUUCGUUCAACCGGCGGUUCGUUGAGAAGUUGGUCGAACAGCGAGAUCGAAUCCUGCGAGGUGACGAAGUGUCCGUUUGGCAGCAGAUUGCCUUGGAGCUGUCACAGGACUGGGAAUUGGAUUGUGGUGAUCUCCGGUGGCAAGAUCUGAGCCGGUACUUCAAGCGCAGUUUGGUGUUCAAGUUGAGCCACCGGAAGUGGACCACGGAUCAAGGAUUGAUCGAUCGGUUGCAGUAUCCUUACUUGAGGAAGGUGUACGUGGUCACGAUUCAGUUCUAUGACCGAGCAUGCCCGGCUAUGAGGGUGAUUGAAAACAUCAGUGAGAUUCAGGACAAUAAACUGUUCAUCAAGUACACGAUGGAUGGGAGGUUCGAUCCGGAUGUGGUGGCCGCAUUCAAGCGACGAAGCAGGAAAGGGGUGCGUAUUUACGUUAACAUCAAUGUGGGAGAUCCGGUUUACAAUCUACCGGAGGAUGCGAAAAAGCUUCUGCUGCAGAUGGAACAUCACCGGAAGGAGCGUCCCCAUCGGAAAGGAGAUUCCCACGAAAGAGUAAGAUCUCCGGUCGGAACCCCGACGGUAAUCGAAAGUGGAAGUCCUCCAGAGAAGAUUUUUUCCCCACGCGAUCUACUGGAGAAGGAAUCGUUCUCGGUCAACACCCAAGAAUACGACGAGAUAAUCAAGGAAUCACUGGAACGGGAAUUGCCACCGUUGCCCAAGAGACGACGCUUGAGUCCAGGAUGUGUCGAAGUAUGGCUGGAAUCAUGCGAAAUCCUAAGCUCCAGUGCGUCCAUGGUCGACGGACAGAUUGAUCCGCUGCACAUGUCCAUCAGGAGUGGACCGGAGAAGAUGAAUCAAUCGAGUCGGGUAGCUGGAGGUUCACUUUCUGAGCCACAGAUGAACCCGGCUUGUCUUCUGGAGGAACUGACGGUCGUUAGGAGUCAACCUCCGACGCGAAUCAUGGCUAGUCAACCGACAACGCUAGCUCAGGAAUCGAUUCAUAUAAAACAGGAACCGGAAAUUGAGUCAGCAAGAGAGAAACCACCGUCGGCAGCUGGGUGUGAUCCUUUUCUCAAUAACAUUCUAGCGGAAUCUGAUGACGAGGAAGAGGAAGAUGAGCGAACUGAUCACAGUUACGCCAAGGAGAAAAGCAAUUCGGUAGUGAUCGAGCAACAUGGAGCUAGUGGAAAAGAAAUCCUGGAAUCUAGCACUAUCAUAGCGAGUAGAAGUCUUCACGAACCAUUGGCUGUCGUCAGAAGGCAACCUCCGACUCUGAUCAUGGCUAGUCAACCGCUGAGCUCGCAGCAGAACUCGAUUCAGCCUAAACAGGAACCUGAAACUGAGCCUUUGAGUGUCGCACCAACGUUGGAAACUGGUCAUCAAGAUCCAUUUCUCGAUAGUGUGCUGACCGAUUCCGAUGAUGAUGAUGAGGAAGAGAGGGAAAAGGAAGAUGAAUCGAAUUCCAGAAGGACGACCUCAAAUCCUACUGGAGCAAUCGGCAAUAUUGAUGUAGCUUUAAUAGACAGUAGUCACGCUCCUAUCUCCAACGAUAAUCGAAGUGAAUCUCAAACAACUGAAGUAAUUGCUCCGGUCGUUAGGAAGCAGUCCCCAACGGUAAUUGUUGCUAAGCCAACUCAAGAAUCUGUUCCUAUCAAAAAAGAGAUUAGCAUUCCAAAUGAACCAUCAUCUGCGGAAGCUUAUCAUGACCCAUUUCUCAAUGGCGUAUUCACAGAUUCAGAAGACGAGGAAGAUGAUGACGAAGAAGAGCAGAAUAUCCCGGACAAGCUUCAUAACGAAUUGCCUGAUAUCAUUGUUUCCUCAGAAAUUCCCUACCCUUCUACUACCAAAGAUACUGUUAGUACUCCGAUAGAGACUGAACAUCUCGAAACAUCACAAAGUACAAACGUCGAAUCAAACACCCAAAGACAAACGCAUUCGAUUAACACAUGCUUCAAUAGACAUUCUGACAACACCAUUGCGGCAGAAGCAGCCCAGACUCAGCUUCAACCUAGUGAAAGCGAAACCCAAAGUAUUACGAACCCAACAGAUAAUUUGAGUGCUCCGAAUCUAUCGAUAGAAUCUACAACAGCCCUCCAGUAUUCCGGUGUUGACCGUCUAGGGAUUCAGGCGUUAGACAACUCCCUCAAAUCCGUUCCCCGACACUUCAUCGUGAAACAACGGCUUCCGUUAACUGUUCCAGUGGACCCACCCAUUAAUGGGCUUAUUGGACAGCCCAUCGUCGGUCCGGGCGACACUGAAGUCCAAGGAGUGACGAACAAAGUUCAGAUGUACUUCAAGACAAAAAGCAUUUCUAAUUAUAAAAGGAGAACAAAGACAGCCUCAACUUAUGACUUAGCAGAUCGCCACCACUUAGUGGAAGCAGAUGACCCUGAACUCAGCACUGAGCGCUUUGACGUUAACCUACCUUUAGGAUCUCAAUCUCCAAAUGUGCAUAUCUACAUGAACGAUUUGCGAAGCGAAAGAUCUCGAACCCCUUUGAUUCAGUCACCACUUAGAAGCGAAUCCAGCAGAAUAGAAGACCUGGCGGAAGAUAGUGAGCCAUUCGAACACAGUUACCAGUCACCUGAUUCCAACCGACUGUUUAUCGCAUGGUCACCGAGUUCAGCCACCAACUCCUCCGGUUUUUCGAGAACCUCGAGAGCACCCGAACCGCCUACAACUUCGUCUCCGACAGCUUCGAAAUUCCAAGCUGAACAGUACGACUCUAUUCAGCCCAGUAUAGAAAGCCGGCUUCGAUUUCAGAUCGUGCUGAGAUCUCUGUGGCCAACACUCUUCGCGAGGGAUGACAGUUUUUGCGAUUUCCUACACCUAAUAUCAGUACUGGCUCAGAACAUUUUUCCUCUAUUGCAACCCAAUACGGGUCAUGCAGCGAUGGCGCUUCUAAGGAUGGUUACUCCCAUUGCCAGUCGAUUGGCAUACGGAAGCUUCGAGCCGACCGAGAACGAUAAUUUUAGAAGUCUUACAGAAACAAAUGACCGUAAUCAGAUUACAAAUCGAACUGACAAUGAGCGGGAAACUUCGAAGAGACAAAUCGACACUCAAAGCAAUUUAAGUACAGAUGAAACUCCAUCGUUGGUAAUCUCCGAUGACGAUGAAGAAGGGGAACUACCAGUGCGGUUGAAACGACAUUAUCGAGUCCACCAAACAGCGCCAUCUCAUACUGACUAGUAACGUCUGUAUUUUUUACAAGAAAUGUGAUAUUUUUACAUUAAAGUUAACAUUGCCGAAUCGUGUUUAAAUAAUUCAUACAAACGGCCUAUUUAUUUCCAUUUAAUUUGUUUUAUAACCAUCCUAUCUGCGUAUUUUUUUUUUCUUCCUUUCAAACACACUCAAACAUUCCUCUGCCCAGAUCAGUCAGAGCUUACGACUCCAUCGUUCCAUUCCAUUUCCGUUUUUCUUUCUUUGAUUUACUAACUAUCAACCAGUCAGUCAGUCAAUUUAGUAUGUAUGUGUGUGCAUCGCUUGUGACGCUCCUUUUCCUCGUAAAGUAAGAUUUAUCGCGCGGCUAUGACGACGACACUACGUCCGGCUCUCUACCAAGGUUCGUAUCCCACGAAUUAUUGGAGGUUGCGAUUCUACUUCAAAUGCGGAACAAGACUUCAGACAACCAAACAAUUUUACUUGAAAGAAUUCCCUCGCAAUCUAUACUUUUGGUCUAUUGCGACUGUGAUUCGUGAGUUGGUGGGUUUGGAGCGGACUUUUGUUCGGUUGUUCAAUUGUAUUGUGUUAUUUUGUUACAAUUACUCUAUACACUGUUGGACUCUGAAGGGAAGAUUAUAUUUAUACGGGGAGGAGGAGUUCAUUUGCUAGUACAGUACCAGAUCCAGAGCCAACACCGGCUAGGAUCUUCAAUUUUUUUGCCACAACAAGCACUAAAUUAUAAAGUAAGAGCCUGGAACAUAUCGGCAGACGACCUA